Molecule: messenger RNA, 537 nt
Organism: Mizuhopecten yessoensis (Yesso scallop)
Lineage: Eukaryota; Metazoa; Mollusca; Bivalvia; Pectinida; Pectinidae
Product: proline-rich protein HaeIII subfamily 1-like
Exons: 2
Coding region: 1-537 (178 amino acids)
Source: RefSeq, a predicted model, not a curated record
AUGGACACAGCUUAUCGAAUGGACACGGGUUUCAUUGAGGGAUAUUCGCCAAAUGACGGCAUCAACACGACCUUGGACACCUUCAAACGGUGCUGUAGCCAACUCAUGCAACUUCAGCUGUCUGAGGACGGACCCACCUCUCCCAGGAUCCGUAAACCAGUCUCGGGAUACAGGACCACCACUCCCAGGACCCGUAAACCAGUCUCCGGGAUACAGGACCACCUCUCCAAGGACCCGAAAACCAGUCUCCAGGAUACAGGACCACCUCUCCAAGGACCCGUAAACCAGUCUCGGGAUACAGGAUCACCACUCCCAGGACCCGUAAACCAGUCUCGGGAUACAGGAUCACCACUCCCAGGACCCGUAAACCAGUCUCGGGGGACAGGACCACCACUCCAAGGACCCGUAAACCAGUCUCGGGAAACAGGACCACCUCUCCCAGGACCCGAAAACCAGCCUCCGGGAUACAGGACCACCUCUCCAAGGAUCCGUAAACCAGUAUCCGGAAUACAGGACCACCCCUCCCAGGACCCGUAA